Drosophila sulfurigaster albostrigata is the source of this 1201-nucleotide messenger RNA. RefSeq names its product cleavage and polyadenylation specificity factor subunit 4 (gene Clp). Gene Ontology annotation, molecular function: zinc ion binding; RNA binding. Bases 125 to 976 code for a protein of 283 amino acids. The record is from RefSeq and is a predicted model, not a curated record. The transcript has a single exon. NCBI's taxonomy places the organism in Eukaryota, Metazoa, Arthropoda, Insecta, Diptera, Drosophilidae.
UUCUGUAUAUUUUUAGCAACCCGUUCACGGUCACACUGUGUUGUGCCAAAAUACAACGCGCUUUUUAUUGUUGUUUAUAAAAAAAAAGUAACACAUCAACCACAUCAAUUUCAACGGUAACGACAUGGAUAUCAUAUUGGCCAACGUCAGCACCCUGCAGUUCAAGGCAGAGCGCGACCUCAUCGAACAGGUGGGCGCAAUACCGCUUCCCUUCUAUGGCAUGGACAAAUCCAUCGCCGCUGUCUGCAAUUUCAUCACAAAGAAUGGCCAGGAGUGCGACAAAGGCACUGCGUGCCCCUUCCGGCACAUCCGCGGCGAUCGCACCAUCGUCUGCAAGCACUGGCUGCGCGGUCUUUGCAAGAAGGGCGAUCAGUGCGAGUUCCUGCACGAAUACGACAUGACCAAAAUGCCAGAGUGCUACUUCUACUCCCGUUUCAAUGCCUGCCACAAUAAGGAAUGUCCCUUCCUGCACAUCGAUCCGCAGAGCAAGGUGAAAGACUGUCCUUGGUACAAGCGCGGCUUCUGUCGUCAUGGACCGCACUGCCGGCAUCAGCACUUGAGGCGUGUGCUCUGCAUGAAUUAUCUGGCUGGCUUCUGUCCCGACGGUCCUAACUGCAAGCACAUGCAUCCGCGUUUCGAGCUGCCUCCACUUGCUGACCUAAGCAAAGAUCAGCUGCAUAAAAAACUGCCCACGUGCCACUAUUGUGGAGAGCUCGGGCAUAAGGCGAACUCAUGCAAACAGUAUGUCGGCAGCCUGGAGCACCGCAACAAUAACAUCAAUGCAAUGGAUCAUAGUGGAAGCAGUGACAACAAUGAUGAAGGUGGAGUACCGAAUCAUCCGCCACCACCGUUCCAGAAGACGCCUACGCCGCUGGAGGAGAUCACCUGUUACAAGUGCGGUCACAAGGGACAUUAUGCCAACAAGUGCCCCAAGGGCCAUCUGGCCUUCCUCUCAAAUCAACAUAGUCAUAAGUAAUGUUAAAGUUAAGAAGAGUCGUAAAGUAACAACAAACAUCUUGUGUGUACAUUUAAGAAUUCAGUUAUUUGCGCAAGAGGCGUCCGAACAACGAUAACAUUGUUGGAACGAUGUUUUUCAAAUUAUUUUAAGUUUUACGAAUGUCGAUGUUUUCACGCCCAGAUAUUGCAAUAAUUAUGAAUAAAUUUAUUAUUGAAUAAAUUCUACUUUUAGAUAAAUUCAAAA